This is a messenger RNA of Abrus precatorius (Indian licorice), 1452 nucleotides long. Its product is annotated as SUPPRESSOR OF GAMMA RESPONSE 1-like. Gene Ontology annotation, cellular component: nucleus. The coding region runs from base 1 to 1452 and encodes 483 amino acids. Gene Ontology annotation, biological process: regulation of DNA-templated transcription. The record is from RefSeq and is a predicted model, not a curated record. The transcript has 7 exons. Lineage: Eukaryota; Viridiplantae; Streptophyta; Magnoliopsida; Fabales; Fabaceae. Gene Ontology annotation, molecular function: DNA-binding transcription factor activity; transcription cis-regulatory region binding.
AUGAUAAAGGGUAAAGUGGAAAAUAGGAUAUUUAAUAACGUUAACAUCUUUAGCUUGAGGAGCAAGGUUGCUGCUACAUGGGCAAUUACUCGGUUUUCGAAGUUCCACAUCCGAACCACAGGCUCGGGUUCGCUUUGGUCAACCAUAGGCCCAUCCAAACCAGAGGCUCGUUCCUGGUUCCGUGGAAAAUACUUUGUACAAAGCACAGUUGGACUACAAGGCUUUGGUAUGGCUGGCAUUCUUGCAUUGUGGGAAGGGGACAGUUUGAGCUGGCUUAUUGACAUUGGAGGAUUUGCAAAGAAAGUGAAAAACAAUACUCUAUCUUCAACUGAUCAAAUCAAGGAUUGUGGGGCAUAUCGUGAAUGUCCAAACUGUUAUUAUCAUAUUGACAACAGUGAUAUUUCUACUGAGUGGCCUGGCUUUCCUCUGGGUGUGAAGUUUGAUCCUUCUGAUGUAGAACUUUUAGAACAUUUAGCGGCAAAGUGUGGCGUUGGGAACACACAGCAACACGUGUUUAUCAAUGAAUUUAUCACAACACUGGAAGGAGACCAAGGUAUUUGCUACUUACAUCCAGAAAAUCUUCCAGGUGCUAAGAAAGAUGGGAGUUAUGUUCACUUCUUCCACAGAACGAUCAAUGCGUAUGCUACUGGUCAACGGAAGCGUCAAAAGAUUGAUCAUCAUGGUUUGACUGAAGAGCAUGUGCGCUGGCAAAAGACUGGCAAGACCAAAGCUGUAAUAGAAGAUGGAGUACAGAAGGGCUUUAAGAAGAUCAUGGUUCUUUAUACAAGAGCUAAGCAUGGGUCCAAGCGCUGUAAAUCUAACUGGGUAAGGCAUCAAUACCAUCUAGGAACCAAAGAAGAUGAGAAGGAAGGAGAAUAUGUGGUUUCAAAAAUUUUUUAUCAACAGCAAAAGCAGACUGAGAAAAGUGAAGAGAAUCCAAUGGCUGAAGAUCCUGACAAUAUAACAUUGCGAACAAGCCCAAAGACUCCUAAAUCAAAUCCCCCCAGUCUGCAUCAUGCAGGAAAAUGUGUUGAUUGUGAUGAUAUUGUUAAUGAUACUGUGCCUUUGUCUUUUGUCCAGGAUACCAAGACUAUCCCUGGAGAAUCACAUGCCCCAUUGUCUAAUAUUCAAGACCAAGACAACACAGGCAACGCUGCAUGGUUGGCUGGUGAAUCACAGGCAGUGGAAAGCUCUGAAUAUGCUGAUUUGGAUGACAUAUUAUUGUGCAAGGAGAUAUUAGAUUCGUCUGCUCUAUUCAAUGAUUUUGGAACGGACUCCACCAAUGUUGAUGACUUUGCUUAUUAUGAUAAUAAAAUGGCCAGAAAUGAUAAUGUAUCAUGUGGAGUUUCUGUUCUGGAUACACUUGAAUUGGAUACUCCUCCAGAUUUUGAUCUUUCUAAUUUGGAUUUUUGUUCUCAAGACAGUAUCCUUGGGUGGAUGGACAUGUUAUGA